ACAUUUUUAUUGGUCGAUUACCUAUUAGGCUAUUACCCUACCAUUUAGGCUAAGGCCCUACUCCUUAAAGCAAAACUCUUGAACCUUCCCAAAAUAUUGCAAUUAUUAAACUCACCAUUUUUGUUCUUUCAUCAUCCGCUCCUAUAUUCACGAUAUUCUUCACUACUCUUUCCUACUACUCUCACUCUUUAUAUUAUUUCCUUCUUACAAUUACUUCAAAAACACAUUUUCAUUUUAAAAAAAAAAAAAUCAAUUUUCCAUUGCAAAAUUACUAAAUAAAAUGAUAAAUGAUAAAAAAAUUGCCAACGCUGUAAGCGGCAAAACUGCAAGGGCAUGCGAUUGUUGUAUUAUAAAACGGGCCCGAUGGUAUUGCCCGGCUGACGACGCUUUCCUCUGUCAAUCCUGUGACGGGUCUGUCCAUUCCGCUAACCCGUUAGCCCGUAGACACGAACGGGUCCGUUUAAAAACGGCGUCGCUUAAUUUAUCCACUGAACUUCAACGACCCGACUUACCCACAUGGCAUCGCGGGUUAACCCGGAAACCCAGAACACCACGUCACGGAAAGAACCAACAACUGAAACCCGAAAAGAGAAAAUCAAUCCAUGUGAUUGUUCCGGAUCUUGGGAUGGAGGAUACAACUUCAUCUCAAGAGGGUGAUACAGAGGAUCAGCUUCUUUAUCGGGUACCCGUUUUUGACCCGUUUGCAAGGGGGUAUGAUUCUCGUUCGAUGGAAUCGGAGGGUGGAUUUGAUAUGGGUAAGAGUUUGUUAAGCAAUCCGAAGCCGAAAGAUUCGUCCGAUGAAUAUCUGCCGUUUGACUUAGAUCUUGAUCAAUUUGCUGCUGAUGUUGAGACUUUAUUGGGAAAAGGUCUUGAUGAUGAAUCUUAUGGGAUUGAUGAGCUUGGUUUGUUGGAUUGUAAUCCUAUGAAUAAUAAUAAUGAUAAUAAUACUACUACUACUACUAAUAAUAAUAAUAAUAAUAAUAAUAAUAAUAAUAAUAAUAAUGAAAUUGAGAACAUUAAUGGGAAAAUAAAGGAAGAAUAUGAAAUGGGUAAUGAAGGAAUGAUGAUGACAAGAUGUGGGAAUGAAGCAGAGAUUAAUAGUAUGGUGAUGAAUCAUGAUUAUGAUGAAGAUGAGAAAAAAGUAAUAAUGAUUGAAACAUCAAUAGGAAAUGAAAUCAUGUGUAAAUUAGAUGAUGAAGAUGAUGAUGAUGAUGAAACAGAGGAUACAAAAGAAGUGCGCAUAAAGAGAAGAAAGAUUUUAUUAAGGUUGGAUUAUGAAGCAAUUAGUGAUGCUUGGGCUAGUCAUGGUUCUCCAUGGAUGAGUGGCCAACGCCCUCAAAUUAACCUCGAGGAUUGCUGGCCUCAUUUCAUGGGGAUGUGCGGAACAGAAGGACAUGACCAAUUAUUAUUUGGAGAUCAUCAAAUAGGAGUAAUUGGAGAUAGAGGAAGAGAAGCAAAAGUAUUAAGGUACAGAGAAAAGAGAAGGACAAGAUUAUUUUCCAAGAAAAUAAGGUAUGAAGUAAGAAAAUUAAAUGCAGAGAAAAGGCCUCGUAUGAAAGGAAGGUUUGUUAAACGGUCUUCUUCAUUUGUACCAACUAUAGUGUAAAAAUGCGGUUACGGAAUACUGAUGCAGUAACGAGAUUGAUGCAGUUAUUGUAAAGCCUAAAUAUCGAUCGAAUGAUAAGAUAUUCCUUAAAUGGAAUGCAACGCUGGAUUUUUACAGUUUUACAAUAUAGGAAAUAUUAGUUCACUUGUUUUGAAAAUUUUUACAACACGACAAAUGCGGGCCUACCAGGCUACCAGUUGCAACUGCGUUUGCUAAGUAACGUAGGGGAACCUGCAUAUAUACUUCUGUGUAUGCAGACCUUGUAAUUUUGCUUACUUUCAAUAUUAUAUAUGAUUAGGUAUUGUAAUUUGUAAAAAACUUUUUGUACUUAUAUUAAAAUAUUUUCUUAUUAGAAAAAUAAUUUUUCAA
This is a messenger RNA of Amaranthus tricolor (Joseph's coat), 1975 nucleotides long. Its product is annotated as zinc finger protein CONSTANS-LIKE 16-like. The coding region runs from base 281 to 1606 and encodes 441 amino acids. The record is from RefSeq and is a predicted model, not a curated record. Gene Ontology annotation, biological process: regulation of DNA-templated transcription. Gene Ontology annotation, molecular function: protein binding; zinc ion binding. NCBI's taxonomy places the organism in Eukaryota, Viridiplantae, Streptophyta, Magnoliopsida, Caryophyllales, Amaranthaceae. Gene Ontology annotation, cellular component: nucleus. The transcript has 2 exons.